Spodoptera litura is the source of this 1014-nucleotide messenger RNA. It is a transcript of the gene Eip63F-1, whose product is annotated as Ecdysone-induced protein 63F 1. Gene Ontology annotation, molecular function: calcium ion binding. NCBI's taxonomy places the organism in Eukaryota, Metazoa, Arthropoda, Insecta, Lepidoptera, Noctuidae. The record is from RefSeq and is a predicted model, not a curated record.
UACAUUACUCGUUAAUAAACACUGCGCGUUGGCAGUGCAGUCAGACGCGAUAUAGAUUGUGAAAUAGUGUGUAUGUCUGAUAACAGUGCGGUGUUUGCUCCACAGCAGGAAGAUGAGAAAAAGAGUAAGAAGAAACAGUCGCCAGUGGACGACCGGCCCGUAGUCCCAGCACCCAGUGAAGCUAUGCUCAACAAUCUACGCACGGCAUUCGGUCUGCUGGACCGCGACAGUGAUGGCCACGUGACUCCAGCCGAGCUGCAGUUCAUGCUCCGGAACCUCGGCAUCACCGUCAGCGACGACCUCAUCGGUGAACUCAUUAAGGAUGCCAGUAAAACUGGUAACGGUCUAAUAGACGAGAAUGACUUCAUGCAGUGGGUGACGAAGAUACAGGCGUUACAAGGGCUGGAUGUCACGACGAGCGGCGGCGACUCUGAAGAGGAGAUCACGAGAGAUCUACUCGCAGCAUUUAAGGUGUUCGACCGCGAUGACAACGGGUAUAUAACGCGGGACGAGCUUCGAGCAGCGUUGGAGAUGAUCGGCGAACCAGUUACUGACGCGCAGCUAAAUCAAGUCCUGGCACUAGGAGACAUCGACCAUGAUGGCAGGAUUGAUUAUGAAGAAUUUGUAAAGAUGCUGUUGUAACCUGUACCUCGCUGAACAAGACCUCAUUAGUUAUAAAGUAGCGUAAAGAUGGACGGUCGGCGACGAGUAGUACUGAUCUGAUUGCGGGAGGCGAGUGCGGCAACGAUACCCUCACGAUUAUGGUAGUAAAGUUACUACCAAAUAUAUCACCCACUUACAGAUCAUAUGCAAGUACUUAAUAGUCGGCAAAUGUUGAAAUUGUUGUAAAUAGGAAUAAUUUUGUAAUUAAUAAAAUAACAAAUAAUCUGUAGUUACUAAUUUAGGAUAUUAAUGUUACCGAUGUAUAAUUAAAUAUAUAUUUUGCAUACGUAAUUUGUUUAUCGAAUAUUAUACUACCUACUUAUGUAAUAAAAUGGCCUAAGUAAAACACGA